UCUAGUUUCUCCUUGUGAAGGUCAGUUUUCUGUACCACCGUGUACAUUCCGACGAUAGCAAGUGGAUAAAAGGGUAGCAGGAAAAGUACAGUAAUAAAAAGAUUAUUUGGAGUCUUUAUUAAUAAUUAGACGUCUUCUACACUUAACCAAAAUGCCGAUCAAGUCAAUCAAGGCCCGUCAAAUCUUCGAUUCUCGCGGUAAUCCCACCGUCGAGGUCGACUUGGUCACCGAGCUCGGUCUCUUCCGUGCAGCCGUGCCGUCUGGAGCCUCCACCGGUGUUCAUGAGGCGCUGGAGCUGCGUGACAACAUCAAGGGCGAAUAUCAUGGCAAAGGUGUGCUCACCGCAAUCAAGAACAUCAAUGAGAUUAUCGCCCCUGAGCUACUAAAAGCCAACAUUGAAGUCACUGAGCAGAAGCAGAUUGAUCAGCUCAUGCUUGGUCUGGAUGGCACUGAGAACAAGUCCAAGUUUGGUGCUAACGCCAUCCUCGGCGUGUCCUUGGCUGUAGCCAAGGCUGGCGCUGCCAAGAAAGGCGUGCCGUUGUAUAAGCACUUGGCCGACUUGGCUGGUAACAAUAACAUCGUUCUGCCUGUUCCUGCCUUCAACGUCAUCAACGGUGGCUCUCACGCCGGUAACAAGCUCGCCAUGCAAGAGUUCAUGAUCUUGCCCACAGGAGCAUCAUCGUUCAGUGAAGCCAUGCGCAUGGGCACUGAAGUAUACCAUCACCUGAAAAAGAUCAUCAAGGACAAGUUCGGUCUGGACUCGACAGCAGUUGGUGAUGAGGGUGGCUUUGCCCCUAACAUCCUCAACAACAAGGAUGCCCUCUUCCUCAUUCAGGACGCUAUCCAGCAGGCUGGAUACACUGGCAAGAUUGAAAUUGGCAUGGAUGUUGCUGCGUCAGAGUUCUACAAGAACGGCACUUAUGACUUGGACUUCAAGAACCCCAACUCCAACCCGGCCGACUACUUGCCGUCCGACAAGCUGGCUGACCUCUACCUGGAGUUCAUCAAGGACUUCCCCAUGGUCUCCAUUGAAGAUCCCUUCGACCAGGACGACUGGGCAGCAUGGGCCAAUCUUACGUCCCGUACUCCUAUUCAGAUUGUCGGCGACGAUCUUACCGUGACAAACCCCAAGCGCAUCCAGACCGCGGUGGAAAAGAAGGCUUGCAACUGCUUGCUGCUGAAGGUGAACCAGAUUGGCAGUGUCACAGAGUCAAUUGCUGCACACUUGCUCGCUAAGCAGAACGGAUGGGGAACCAUGGUCUCCCACAGGUCUGGUGAGACUGAGGACACCUUCAUAGCUGACUUGGUAGUGGGUCUCUCCACUGGACAAAUCAAGACUGGCGCGCCUUGCCGCUCGGAGCGUCUCGCCAAAUACAACCAAAUCCUCCGCAUCGAGGAAGAGCUCGGCGCCAACGCCAAAUACGCCGGCAAGAACUUCCGCAACCCCGUCUAAGCAAUUCUUACAUUAGAGCAUAUUUCCACAUCUCUUUCUUUAGAGCAGUUGCUAGCUUGAGAUAACGAAAUAUGCUCCAUAAUUGAUGUUUUGCUACCGGCUAUCGCAUUUAAUUGAUAGUACGGAAAAUACAUAAUAUGUUAAGACAUGACAUGAUUGACGUAGCAAGUAUUCCAGCACAACAUCUACUAAAUAUAUUAUUUUGUAAGUUCAAGUCUGUAGUGUAUUGUAAUUGUAUGUGUCGAAUGUAUGAAAUUAUUAUUUAUUUACUAAUAAGAUUUUACUGUAAGUAAAAUUGUACCAGUUGAAAUUAAUGUUCAAACGUGUAAUGUUCAAUCAAUAAAAAUUGCAAUCAAU
This is a messenger RNA of Pectinophora gossypiella (pink bollworm), 1810 nucleotides long. RefSeq names its product enolase (gene Eno). The record is from RefSeq and is a predicted model, not a curated record. Gene Ontology annotation, biological process: glycolytic process. Bases 152 to 1453 code for a protein of 433 amino acids. Lineage: Eukaryota; Metazoa; Arthropoda; Insecta; Lepidoptera; Gelechiidae. Gene Ontology annotation, molecular function: phosphopyruvate hydratase activity; magnesium ion binding. Gene Ontology annotation, cellular component: phosphopyruvate hydratase complex. The transcript is spliced from 8 exons.